Messenger RNA from Notechis scutatus (mainland tiger snake), 2919 nucleotides. NCBI's taxonomy places the organism in Eukaryota, Metazoa, Chordata, Lepidosauria, Squamata, Elapidae. The record is from RefSeq and is a predicted model, not a curated record.
AUGGGCAAAGGGUUGGAAGCCGCCGCCGCCGCCCGCUACGGACUGGGACUGGGAUACUUACUGCAGAUGGUCGCAUUGCCCGCCUUGGCGAUCCUGAGUGCCAGCAGCCCCGGCUCGGCUGCGCAAGAAAACUGCAGGGACUACUCUAGGCAGUUGGGGUCUGAAGAAUUUGCCAAGUUUGGAGACCUCUAUGAUGAUUUUUUUCACGAGCUCCCAGAAACGUUUCCUUCUGAUCCCCCAGAACCUCUUCCUCAUUUUCUCAUUGAGCCUGAAGAAGCUUACAUCGUCAAGAAUAAGCCUGUGAACCUUUACUGUAAAGCCAGCCCAGCCACUCAAAUCUACUUCAAAUGCAACAGUGAAUGGGUUCAUCAGAAGGACCAUAUUGUAGAUGAAAGGGUUGAUGAAACCUCUGGACUCAUUGUUCGAGAGGUGAGCAUUGAGAUUUCACGGCAACAAGUUGAAGAACUCUUUGGACCCGAAGAUUACUGGUGCCAGUGUGUAGCUUGGAGUUCUGCAGGCACAACCAAGAGUAGGAAGGCCUAUGUCCGUAUUGCAUAUUUACGGAAAACUUUUGAACAGGAACCAUUAGGAAAGGAAGUGUCUUUGGAGCAAGAAGUACUACUUCAGUGUCGCCCACCUGAAGGAAUCCCAGUGGCUGAGGUUGAGUGGCUGAAAAACGAAGAGGUGAUAGACCCUGUUGAAGACCGAAAUUUUUAUAUCACUAUUGAUCACAACCUGAUCAUAAAGCAGGCGCGUCUCUCUGAUACAGCCAAUUAUACUUGUGUUGCCAAAAAUAUUGUGGCAAAAAGAAAGAGCACCACUGCUGCUGUCAUUGUCUAUGUCAAUGGCGGAUGGUCAACUUGGACAGAGUGGUCAGUAUGUAACAGCCGUUGUGGAAAAGGCUCUCAGAAGCGUACAAGAACAUGUACCAAUCCAGCACCACUCAAUGGAGGGACCUUCUGUGAAGGCCAGAGUUCACAGAAAAUAGCUUGUACCACAUUAUGUCCAGUGGAUGGGAGGUGGACAGCAUGGAGUAAAUGGUCUACCUGUGGAACAGAAUGUACCCACUGGCGCAGGAGGGACUGCACCGCACCGGCACCCAAGAACGGCGGCAGAGACUGUGAGGGCCUUGUCUUGCAGUCCAAGAACUGCACAGAUGGGCUGUGUAUGCAGAGUUUCAUUUACCCUAUUUCAACUGAACAGAGAACCCAGAAUGAAUAUGGAUUUUCUUCUGCUCCUGAUUCGGAUGAUGUCGCUCUCUACGUUGGCAUUGUGAUAGCCGUGAUUGUGUGCUUGGCUAUUUCGGUAACUGUUGCAUUAUUCAUCUACCGGAAGAACCAUCGAGACUUCGAGUCAGAUAUUAUAGAUUCCUCGGCACUAAAUGGUGGAUUUCAGCCUGUAAAUAUAAAAGCUGCAAGACAAGAUCUCCUAGCUGUUCCUCCUGACCUUACUUCUGCAGCAGCUAUGUACAGAGGCCCAGUUUAUGCUUUGCAUGACGUCUCUGAUAAAAUUCCAAUGACCAAUUCUCCAAUCCUGGAUCCCCUGCCCAACUUGAAGAUCAAAGUUUACAACAAUUCAAGUGCAGUCACACCCCAGGAUGAGCUGUCGGAUUUUUCAACCAAACUCUCUCCACAGAUUACCCAAUCCCUACUGGAUAAUGAAGCAUUAAACAUUAAAAAUCAGAGCCUUGCACGGCAGACAGACCCAUCGUGCACUGCUUUUGGGACCUUCAACUCUCUUGGGGGUCAUCUGAUUGUACCCAACUCAGGAGUAAGUUUGCUGAUUCCUGCGGGGGCGAUUCCUCAGGGGAGAGUUUAUGAAAUGUAUGUGACGGUUCACCGAAAAGAGAACGUGAGGCCACCAGUAGAAGAUUGUCAAACCCUUUUGACCCCUGUAGUGAGCUGUGGGCCUCCAGGAGCAUUACUAACUCGGCCUGUCAUUUUAACAAUGCACCACUGUGCAGAACCAAACACCGAAGACUGGAAAAUUCAGUUGAAGAACCAAGCGGACCAGGGACAAUGGGAGGAUGUAGUAGCAGUUGGAGAAGAAAACUUCACUACUCCAUGUUAUAUCCAGUUGGAUCCAGAGGCAUGCCAUAUCCUCACAGAAACUCUUAGCACCUAUGCCUUAGUAGGGCAAUCAGUCACCAAAGCAGCCACAAAACGUCUGAAGUUGGCCAUAUUUGGGCCACUGAUCUGUUCAUCCUUGGAAUACAACAUCCGUGUCUACUGUCUGGAUGACACCCAAGAUGCCCUCAAAGAAGUGCUACAGUUGGAGAGGCAAAUGGGUGGACAAUUAUUGGAGGACCCAAAGGCUUUACAUUUUAAGAGUAGCACUCAUAAUCUUCGCUUAUCUAUUCAUGAUAUUACUCACUCCCUAUGGAAGAGUAAACUACUAGCAAAAUACCAGGAAAUUCCCUUUUACCAUAUCUGGAGUGGAUGUCAAAGAAAUUUGCGUUGUACCUUCACCCUGGAAAGGUUCAGCCUGAACACGCUGGAGUUGGUAUGCAAACUCUGUAUACGGCAGGUGGAAGGAGAAGGGCAGAUAUUCCAACUCAACUGUGUGGUGUCUGAGGAACCUACUGGCAUUGAAUAUCCUCUUAUGGAUCCAGCAAACACCAUUACAACCAUAGUAGGACCCUGUGCAUUCAGCAUCCCUCUUCCUAUCCGUCAGAAGCUUUGCAGUAGCCUAGAUGCUCCUCAAACAAGAGGCCAUGAUUGGAGGAUGUUGGCCCACAAACUAAAAUUGGACAGGUACCUCAAUUAUUUUGCUACAAAAUCAAGUCCCACCGGUGUGAUCUUAGACCUUUGGGAAGCCCAAAAUUUUCCCGAUGGAAAUUUGAGCAUGCUGGCCACCGUCCUUGAAGAGAUGGGAAGACAUGAGACAGUUGUUUCAUUGGUAGCAGAAGAAAAGUACUGA